Liolophura sinensis is the source of this 2877-nucleotide messenger RNA. RefSeq names its product cytoplasmic dynein 1 light intermediate chain 2-like. Gene Ontology annotation, molecular function: dynein heavy chain binding. The transcript is spliced from 12 exons. NCBI's taxonomy places the organism in Eukaryota, Metazoa, Mollusca, Polyplacophora, Chitonida, Chitonidae. Gene Ontology annotation, biological process: microtubule cytoskeleton organization; microtubule-based movement. The coding region runs from base 1 to 1446 and encodes 481 amino acids. The record is from RefSeq and is a predicted model, not a curated record. Gene Ontology annotation, cellular component: centrosome; cytoplasmic dynein complex.
AUGGCGCCCGUCGGCGAAAGGAACGAUUCCUUGGUGGAAGAAGAUAGCACAAGCGACGAAUCGCAGAAUUUAUGGGCCACCAUCUUGAGUGAAGUCCAGUCUAAAUCAACUUCUGCAUUGCCAACAAGCAAGUCUCUGAUUGUUCUAGGUGAUAAUGAGUCUGGAAAGACUACACUUAUUGCUCGGCUACAGGGAGCAGAAGAGCCUAAGAAAGGGUCAGGUCUGGAGUAUUACUACAUCAGUGUUAAAGAUGAGUACAGAGAUGACCAGGACCGCUUAGGCGUGUGGGUGCUGGAUGGCGACCCUACCCACACAGGGCUGCUGAAGUAUGCCCUUUCAGAGGAGAAUUUCGCCCACUCGGUAGCAGUGAUUGUAGUGUCGAUGGCCCAGCCCUGGACUAUCAUGGAAUCCUUACACAAGUGGUGCACAAUACUUAGAGACCAUGUUGACAGAUUGAAAAUACCAGCUGAGCAGCUACGCGAAUAUGAACAAAGUUUGGUACGGUUCUUCCAGGAGUACACAGAGCCUGAGGACGGUCAGGCUGCAUCCACGGGGAUGAGAAGGGAGGUAAAUCCUCUCCACCCCUCCUCCAGCAGCACAGACGAGGAGAAAGUGCUGUUACCUCUAGGGGAAUCCACCCUCACACAGAAUUUAGGUAUACCUGUCAUAGUGGUAGUAACUAAGAGUGAUGCAAUCUCAAUGUUGGAAAAGGAGCACGAUUAUAGAGAGGAACAUUUCGACUUCAUACAACAGCAUAUUAGAAAGUUUUGUCUGAGUUACGGUGCUUCUUUGUUUUACACGUCAGUCAAAGAAGACAAGAACUGUGAUUUACUGCUUAGGUACUUGUGUCACAGGAUAUACGGUUUUCCAUUCACCUCCUCAGCUUAUGUGGUAGAGAAAGACAGUGUGUUUGUACCCUGUGGCUGGGAUAAUGAGAAGAAAAUUAGUAUUCUGUAUGAAAACUUGAAUAGUAUGAAACCUGAAGAUACUUAUGGAGAAGUCAUAGUUAAACCUAUAACAAGAAAGCCAGUACAAAGAGAUGCAGAAGUUACAGCUGAAGAUGAACAAGUGUUCCUCAUGAAACAACAAAGUCAGCUCAGUAAACAGCCAGCUGCAGGAGCUGCUGGGGAGUCCCCGAUAAGGACACCAGGGAGUCUCUCACGAAACGCUUCCCCGAAGACGCCAUCAGGAGGAUCAGGAUCAUUAUCAGGGACGCCAAAGAAGAUGGAUGGUGCCAAAGGUGCUACCGGUGAGGGAGUCUUAGCCAACUUCUUUAACAGUUUAUUAACGAAGAAAACAGGGGGUGCUGCUGGUCCCCCUUCAAAAGCAGAUAAGUCUGGUGUUUCUAGGGAAGCAGCUGCAGAGUAUGAACGGAUGAGUCGAGCGAAGAAGUCAGCUAGUGAGCUCCAGACCAAUGAUACAAAUGCUUCAUCACCGUCGUCCUGAUUGGCCACGCCCCGUUGUAUCUAAGCUACCAUAUUUCUCACUGUCUGGAUCUUGUCAUGGGGCACUGACUUGGCCUGACUGUCUCGGCUGAAGAGUGUGGCAAUUCUCAGCUCGAGCUCUGCCAGCGAAGCUUCGUUGUGUCAAUCAAGGCCUCAUUCAGUGAUGCUUGCCCUUCAACUCUAGUCCAAAUGUGAUGGGCGUAACUAACUGUUGCCAUGGUGUUAUUAAUGCCCCUUCAAGCUUCCUUCUUGUGUGAAUCAUGUGUUUGAUUAGCGUGUCAACUGGUGUAACUUACAUGUAGGCCACGCCUUCAGGCCACGUUGAACACAUGUACCGCUCGGCUAGAGAAAACAGAUACUCCGAAAACAAGGCACGGGCAAAAUAUUAUGUUGUUAUGUAUAGUUUGAUUUAGUAACUUAAGAGCCUUGGUAGCAGCAUUACCUGUCUGCAUGGUCUUGUCCUCUUCGCUUGGUGUCUUUGGAGUGCUACAAUACAAAUUGGCAUAAAAAUUUCCAAUAAAUUAUAUAUAUAUAUGUAUGUAAAUUUAGCCAUUUCGUCUCUCUCCAAAGCUCUGAAAUGGCAUCCUGUAUAAAGUUCAAUUGCCUCUCCGAUAACAAAUAUAAAUAUAUAUAUAUAUAUACAUACAUAUUCACUUAUUGAUACAUGUGUAAUUGAUAUCUUCUAUUUUUUUGGAGAAGCUACUUGAAUGACACUGUAAAUUUACUUGCGUGUUAAUAGAGGUGUACCUGUCCUCAAAAAUGGCUUGUCAGACUGAUUAAUGUUGGGAAUACGUGUACUACUCACUCCCAGGUAGGAACAAUGGCUCAGUCCAUUCUCUGGAUUACAUGUGUGAUGUGGUGCGGGUUGAUUCCAAUAAUGUGGAGAGUGAAGGUGUGACUCUCUCUCUGACUUCAUAUCCAUGACUAACUCUAGUCCCACCCAUGUUAGGCACAUUUUGAUUACCGAUAUUCCUGAAGCAGCUGGCCAUCAUACUGUCAUUCAGGUGCACUGCCUAACAGAUUUAGUUGCAUUCUCUCUAAUACUCAAAGGAAUUUUCUCUUUGUAAUCAUAACAUUGCAGAUAACCUAAUCAGUGCACGCUAUGAAGAGUGAACAUCACUGUUGUAAGCAGUGACUGUAAUAUGUCUAUGAAAUGACAACGCUUCCACAUCAUACUGGCAACUUGAGCUAGUUAAACUACCCUGAUACAUUCAACUGUGUCACCAAAUCUCAAAAGAAAUUGUCUACUUAAUGUGGAUGAAAGGCUAGCAAAUAAUUGCGAUACAGUAUAUGGAUUUGUAGUUGUGCUACUUAAGAGUUUCCUUUUGUGGAAUUCAGUGAAUUAGCUCUUUUAUUUAAAUCCUUUUGUUUAUCAAAGCACAAAAAGCCAUAAACAGAAGGAUGUGGACCUUGAAUAUCUGAACGCUGUCUG